Closterium sp. Yama58-4 is the source of this 2361-nucleotide messenger RNA. The record is from the annotation of a GenBank genome assembly. Lineage: Eukaryota; Viridiplantae; Streptophyta; Zygnematophyceae; Desmidiales; Closteriaceae.
AUGGCCACUCUCAGUGUCCUCGAGUUCGAUCCUGAGGGCCGUCCCAUCCCGUUCGAAACGUGGCUUGAUGAGCUGUUCUUACUGAGCGAUUCUAGAGACAGCGUUUCGUUGUUUGACCACACGUCUGGAGCCUCUCUCGCCCCUCCCGACACAGCUGACAGUGCGACUCGCUCACAGUGGCUUACCCGUGACGCUGCUGCUCGCCUAGCCGUUCGCAACCACCUGCCGUUAGCCGAACGCGCUCACUUUGGCCAGCACAAGACUGCUAAAGCCCUGUACGACGCUGUAGUCGCUCGUUACUCCUCCCCUGCCAUUGUAGCUCUCGGCUGCCUUAUACUGCCCUACCUCUUUCCCGAGCUGUCCUCCUUUGCCACAGUUGUUAACCUCAUCACCCACCUUCGCACUAGCGACACUCGCUACCGCGCCGCGCUGAAAGCGGAGGACCACUUUCUCACCCUUGACCCCACUGAUCUCACUGUCGACCUGCUCGAGGAGCGCCUUCUUGCGGCUGAGACUAGCAUAGUCGCUGUAGGUGCUGCUCGUGGCACUCUCGCACGCCCUUCUUUGAGAAGUGCUCCCCCUCCCCCCUUGCCCCCUCUGUUGCUUCUGCUGCUGCUGUCGACUUCCUUGGUGCUGAGGAGGUCGGCGCUGCUUCUGCUCCUAGUGGGAAGCGCCGCAGCGGCAAGGGCAAGGGAGGCAAGAGUGGUGGAGGUGGCGGCCGGGUGGGGUGGUGGUGGAGGCGCUGGAGGUGGCGGAGGUGGCGGUGGGAGUGGUGGCGGGAGUGGGGGCGGUGGUGGCGGCGGUGGCGGCAGCGGUGGGGGUGGUGGUGGUGCUCGUGGCGGCAGUGGGAGUGGUGGCGGCGGUGGUGGCGGCGGUAGGAGUGGCGGCGGUGGCAGUGGUGGUGGUCCGGCUGGAGCAGUUCAGCGGCAGCAGCAGCAGCGUCCGCGUGAGACCCUCACGCCCCAGCAGCUUCGUGAGUGGUUUGCUCAGCGUGGGGCGUCUGGGGGUAGUGCUCGCUGCCCGUACGUCAUUCGCACAGGUGACCGCGCUGGUCAGACGUGCGGGAAGUUUCACACCCAGCACCGCUGCUUCUCCCGCCUAGACGACGCUUGGCGCGCAGAGUUUGGCGAUGAGGCAGAGCUUCCCCGCUGGGCGGAGCUGCGGAGGUCUGGUGUUGAUAUCUUUGCUCUUGACUAUGACGCUAUCCUUGCUGCCAUGUAUGCUUUGACUGCAACCUCGCCCACACUACGUUGGACGGGGGAGGUUGGCGAUGCGUCGGUGUUCCGGGUCUGGGGCUCUCGUGCCUUUGUCCGCGAUACCUCCGCGGACAAGCUCUCCUCCCGCGCCAUUCCCUGUGUCUUCCUUGGCUUCCCCCCUGACGCGCCUGGCUGGCAGUUUUACCACCCCACCUCGCGCAGUGUUCUGUCCACUCAGGAUGUCACGUUUGACGAGUCGGUUCCCUUCUACCGUCUCUUCCCCUACCGCACUGCCCCUCUUCCCCCCCCGCCGCUCUUCCUCGCUCCAGGUCCCCCUCUGGUAGACCCCCUCCUCCCUCAGGGUCCUUCUCUUUCAGGUGUAUCUCAUGUAGACCCACUUCCCUUGGCUGAGCCUGUCGAGGUCACAGGCGACUCUGGUGCUGCUGGGGGUGGUCCUGCUCGGGGUGCUGAGCCUGGAGGUGCGGAGCCUGGGGGUGCUGAGCCUGAGCGUGAGGAGCCUGGGGGUGCUGAGCCUGAGCGUGUGGAGCCUGGGGGUACUGAGUCUGGGGGUGCUGAGCCUAGGGGUGCUGCGUCUGCUGGAGGCCCUACGGUGGAGCUGCUGGGGCUGAAGGCACUGCCGCUGGAGACGCUGGAGCUGGAGGCGUUGGACCUGGAGACGCUGGCGCUGUGGGCACUGGAGCCGGAGGCGCUGGGGCUGGAGGCCCAAGAGCUGGAGGCGCUCACACUGGAGAUACUAGAGCUGGAGGUACUGGCGGUACUGGGGUUGCUAGUCUUGGAGGUACUGGUCUUAGAGGCACUGUGGAGCCUCUCUCCCCACAGCAGCUGCUCGAAUGGUUUGCUCGGCGCACCCGCCUUCGGAGUCGCGCUGCUGGAGCUGGAGACACUGCGGCUGGAGGCGCUGGAGCUGGAGGCGUUGGAGCUGGAGACGCUGAAGCUAGAGCCGCUAGAGCUCGGGGCACUGGAGCUGGAGGCACUGGAGCUGAAGGCACUGGCGUUGGAGGCGUUGGAGCUGCAAGCGCUGGAGCUGGAGGUGCCGGCGCUGGAGGCACUAGCGCUGGAGGUGCUGGAGCUCGAGGCACUGGAGCUGCAUGUGCUGGAGCUGGAGGCGCUGGCGCUGGAGGCACUGGAGCUGGAGGCACUGUAG